AUGUAUGCUCGCUUCGCUCGCAACAAAAAGGAAUGGGUCGCGCACGGCCUGCCAUGGGAAACUCUACGUGCAGUUUUGUCGGUGCCGCAUUUGCGCGAGUUUAAACUCAGAGAUCUGUAUCUCUGCCCUGUCUUGCAGCCGGGGGAGGAGCUCAACUUCGAGUCGUUGGCCCCGCUCACGUCGUUCCAAUACCGGUUACGCCUUGCAUCAGAACCGCUUGCUUCCUCCUCCGAGACGGCUGCUCUGCAGGCUGUCCUAGGCAAACUCUGCGAGACGCUCGAGACGCUUGAUCUCGUCAGUGAGCGCGCCCCGCUAGCCGAUCUGUCUCAACUUCGUUGGCCUCGUCUGCGCAAGUUGGUCUAUUGCGGAGUACCAUGGAGUACGUUGUCCGCGCCGUGGAUCUCAUUCCAUCAUGGCAUGGUCAAUUUGCGGUCGCUCUCCCUCAAACUCGAUUUGACGCCAGGAGGUAUCCCCCAGAUGCUGUGGCCUGCCGACUAUGCGGGUCCAUUCCCGUGGCCGAUGCUCGAACAUCUGCUCGUGUCCUUCCCUGACCCUCGCGACAAGGUCUACGAUCACCUCCCGUCGUCGCUGUGUGCGCUGUCCUUGCGUUGCUAUCCACAUCUUCACGUCCAGCGACGGCCCUCUGCUUAUGGUGCCAAUCCCGCGGACAGUUACCCCGACCACCCUGCCCUCUCCAGUUCAGCUUCGAUUCUCUCGAUCUUGCGUCGAUGCAACAUGCUGGAUCUUACCCAAUUCGAGAUUGAAUACCGUGCUGAUGGUGAAGAAGAUGCCCUCUUGCGACAGAUUGCGGUGAUGUUCCCGCAUCUGAAGUCGCUGAAACUUCAUCGCUAUCGGUCUGCGCAAGAAAGACAGGGAAAUAUAGAUGUAUCUGUGGUAAGCUGUCGUUGUUGCGUCACGGUCUGUCAUACUUAA
Molecule: messenger RNA, 933 nt
Organism: Rhodofomes roseus
Lineage: Eukaryota; Fungi; Basidiomycota; Agaricomycetes; Polyporales; Fomitopsidaceae
Exons: 1
Coding region: 1-933 (310 amino acids)
Source: RefSeq, a predicted model, not a curated record